Molecule: messenger RNA, 1971 nt
Organism: Plectropomus leopardus (leopard coralgrouper)
Lineage: Eukaryota; Metazoa; Chordata; Actinopteri; Perciformes; Serranidae
Gene: alkbh3
Product: alkB homolog 3, alpha-ketoglutarate dependent dioxygenase
Biological process (GO): DNA alkylation repair
Cellular component (GO): nucleoplasm; mitochondrion
Molecular function (GO): dioxygenase activity
Source: RefSeq, a predicted model, not a curated record
AUGGCUGUCAAACAGGCGUUUUAGAAAUGUAGAGUUGUCUUUUUUCUCUCUUCUCUCAGCUGUUGUGUUGCGUUGCAGCAGCAAUUUUGAGUGAUGUGAUGUCUGAUAAGCGUCAGCGUGCCAGAGUCCAGGGCUCCUGGGCCAAACAACUGCCAAAACACUCUGGACCAACGGGAGCAGCCCCAAACAACCAACAACCCAAAAAUCUCAACCAAGUCCCUAAUUCUUGGGGAUGUGGGCCACAGAAAACUCCUAAGACAUUUGAGUUUCACCAACCCACCAAGCCAGUUAGAGAUGUUCCACCCGAGAAGGUGAUAGAAGAAGCAGGUGAUUAUGAGAUCAGCCAUGGACCGUCAGGAGUGUCUAGACUGCAACUGCUGCCUGGGUUUCUCCCCCCAGAAGAGGCUGACUGGAUGUUCAGUAAGCUGUUGGCAGAGCUUCCCUGGUCUCAGAAGACCAACUACAGACAGGGUGAGGCGUACGAGGAGCCCAGGCUGACUUGCUGGUAUGGAGAGUUGCCCUACACAUACGCCCGCUCCACCAUGGCUGCUAACACACAGUGGCAUCCAUUGCUAUUAACCCUUCGCAAUGCAGUAGAGCAGGCAAGUGGACACAGCUUCAACUCACUGCUGUGUAACCUGUAUCGGGACGGCCAUGACAGCAUUGGCUGGCACAGUGACGACGAGGCCUCAUUGGGUAACAAGCCCACCAUCGCCUCGCUCAGUCUCGGCGACACCAGAGUGUUCAGCCUCCGCAAACAGCCUCCACUUGAGGACAAUGGUGACUACACUUAUGUGGAGCGGAUUCGGGUUCCUCUGAGUCACGGGACGCUUCUGCUGAUGGAAGGAGCCACACAAGAUGAUUGGCAGCAUCAAGUGGCUAAAGAGUACCACGACAGAGGCCCACGCAUCAACUUAACCUUCAGAACCAUCUACCCAGAGCCAGAGGGCCAGAGGCCGGGAACCAAGCUGCAAUUCACACCCAAGCAGCGUUAAACUCGCCUCAAAGUCAGGUACUUAAGGCUGAAGAAACCGUGUUUUCAAAUACUGAUCCACACAGUGUUAGAUCUGAUGGUUGAAGUGCGAGCAAUGAAGAGAUUUUAUCAUCCUUCUUAGAAAGUUUGCAAGCAAUUUUUUAAAACAAGUCUAACAAACACAUCACUGAAUCACAGGCCCCAGUUUGAAUAACAGUUUUUUUCAACACUCAAACAAAGAGAUUUGCAACUUUGCCUGAAUUCAGCUGUUGGAUAAUUGAACCAUAAUAACACUGCAGUCGUGACCAGUGGUGAUUAUAGGAUAUCAGUGUUUUCAGAGAAGCUAAACAGAACAACGGUGAUAAUAAAGGUUUAAAGGCUGGAUAAAAUGUCAGCUCUGCAUAUUAAUUUGAUGUUAUUUAGCACAGACAUUUGUUUCUGUUUGUUUCAGUCAGUUUUUUUGAUAAAAUCUUUGGUUAUUAUGCUAAACACUCAUUUUGGCCCAAAUGACAUGUCAAUGAAAGUGUCUGUGUGAAAGACAGUGUCCCAUUGACAGUACAGUGAGUCACUGUUGAUGUGACUUUCAGUGAAAUGCCUGAAAACGUAAGUGGUUUUCUACCCUGUUUAUCUCAGGGAGCGUUUUUGGAGAGAACAUAGUUGCUAUAAAGGGGGAGGAACAAGUUAAGUGGCCACUUAGUCCAAUUACAGCUCCAUUGGGACUAGAAUUAGUUAAUUGUCCUGUAGAACAAGAUUUGUCUAUCAGUUUCUGAAGGCGGUAGUUCAGUUUUUUGGGUUUUUUUUUUUUUAGAACCUCUAAUAUGUCCUGAACCAGAAUCGUCAAAGUUCAUCUGAGGCGAGCGUGUUUCAAGUGAGUGAAGUGUUUUAAGAUAGAGUAAAUGCAGUUUACCUUUGUUCAACUUGGUUGCUAUUGGGGCUGAAAAACUGCAUACACUAUGUAGAAAAUAUAUACUUGAAGACAGCGAAGCAACUAAAUAAUC